UAUCGAUAGAGAAUACCGAUCACAAAACGAUAUAAAUUAGGGGCCGUCUAAUAAAAGGUCCACUUUAAGUCAAAGCACUUUUAAAACAUAUAUUUUUAAAACUAAGAAGUUCCGAAUUUCCUUUAAAAGGGGAUUUUCAGUUAUUAUUUAAGAAAAAACUUUGUUGUACGCAUGGCACUUUAGAUUUGUGGAUUUUAUAGAUUUAACAUGCCUAUCCAGCUGACUUUUGUUUACACUUUUCACGACUCCUCGAAGAAUCCGGCAAAUGACUGAAGCACAUUUCAUCAUCUAAUAGAAACAGCACUCUAUAUAAUUGUUGGCCAAACAUGCCCGAAUCCCGAAUAAAGCUCACCGAUCUGAAUACUUAUUGUAUCUUGAAGAUUUUUAACUAUCUCUCCGAAGACGACCUGCUACGUUUGUGUGAAGCUAGUCAAUAUCUCGAAGGCAUCAUAGACUCAUGUAUUUUUUAUGCCAAGUCGAAGGAUCUACUGCUGUGUGGCCACGCAAACCAUCCAAGCAUAGAAAAAAGAAACCACAACAAAUUUACGAAUUAUGAGCGAAUACUGGUGUCCAGGAACUGGGUGAGUGGCACCUACAACCAGCGCCCGUAUUUCCACCAUGCCCCCAUGUUUCCCACCAAAUUGUGCCUGGAGAAGGACGCCCUGUACAUAACACAUGCCAGCUAUCUGCGAAAAUACCUUAGAACCAACUACGAUGCACUGCAUCGAAGGUACGAAAAGGAAAUCUCCACUUCCUCCAGCACCGACAUCUCGGAUUUUGUUAAAAAACAAGAUACGAUAUUUGCGGGGCGUAUCUGCGGAUCAUGCUUUCUUCACGAGGAUGACGAGGUCAUAGCUGAACACCGGAUGCAUUCGUCGAACGAGUAUUUGUACUGCGUCGAUUUUAUCAAAAACAUAUAUGCCACCAGUACUGAUACCUGCUGCAAGCUGUGGGAGCGUUCUCAGGAGUUUGGACUGACCCACUUCGACAUGGUCAUGAAAAUGGACAGGGCGUUUAAAUGUAUGAAGCUGAGCGCAGAUGGGCAGUGGCUCUUUGGUGGUCUGUAUACCGAUAAAGGACGUCAAGCCCUGAGGGCCAUCCAUGUGGAAAGCGGCGAGGAAAUAGAGCUCGGCUCGAGAACAAUGUCAAUAUACGACCUUAAGUUGAAGGACGAGCAAGUUAUAUUCACGGCUAACUUCGACACUACCUUCCGAAUGUUUGAUCGACGUGUGGAUCGAGAUGUAGCCAUUUGGGAGGAUCCGUUCGACUCAUCCUUUUACUCCCUGGAAUACGAUGGUCUCUACGGAGUGCUGGCCGGAACCAGCAUGCAUGCGCGAGUCAAUCUCUACGACAUAAGGAUGCCAAAAUACGUACAGUUGUACUUCCCGGGACGCACGCGGUUGCACAACGGCCUGUCGCCGGUGUACAGCCUGGCCUGUGAUAGCCAAUAUAUGAUCGUGGCCACUGACCACAACCUGCGUGUCUUCGACUUCAAAACCAGCUGUGGCACUACCAGGGACUACAGCAACAUUGGGCUGGAUAAGAGCUCCAAAAGCAUAUAUACACUAAUGUGAAAAUAAAUAUUUAAAGUGUUCAACAACCAGCGACCAUUUUAGGGCCAAUAAAAAUUAACGAGUAGUCUUCAAUAAGAAAAAGUUUUAUAUGUAGAACCGCUUUGGUAAUUUAGUCAUUUUAAUAGGAAGAAAAUACAAUUUUGUUUUAAGAAAUCAUU
This is a messenger RNA of Drosophila ananassae, 1732 nucleotides long. Its product is annotated as F-box/WD repeat-containing protein 4. The coding region runs from base 327 to 1574 and encodes 415 amino acids. Gene Ontology annotation, biological process: SCF-dependent proteasomal ubiquitin-dependent protein catabolic process. The transcript is spliced from 4 exons. Gene Ontology annotation, molecular function: protein binding. Gene Ontology annotation, cellular component: SCF ubiquitin ligase complex. NCBI's taxonomy places the organism in Eukaryota, Metazoa, Arthropoda, Insecta, Diptera, Drosophilidae. The record is from RefSeq and is a predicted model, not a curated record.